AUGGGCUUCAGGCCCUUGAGGUUCUUCUGGUCGUUGAUUGAGAAGCCGCCUGUAACCAUCCCCGAGAUGCUACAAUGCGCUAACCAGUACAUCGCCGCUAAAGCCCUAAUGGCAGGGAGGAGUGAGGACAACAAGAGGCCGAGGACGGAGCAGGCCCGAGGAGCGACUUCGAUGCCACCAACGCAACCUCACAGGAGGCCCGAUCAGCCCGAGCUGUUACUCCAAAGGUCCCCGCCUUUGCCUCUGAAUACAUUCUGUACUGAAAUCUUUCUCCAGAUCAGGGAGAAGGGUCUCUUAUGCCAACCCAAUCCCCUGAAGGCCACUCAUAAGGACUACUCUAAAUAUUGCAUGUUCCAUCAGGACUACAGCCAUGACACGGAAGACUAUCGCGACCUCCAAAAUCAAAUUGAGGAACUAAUCCGAAGAAGUCACCUUAGGCGCUACCUCAAGGAACUAGGGGAAGCAACUCCACGCCCCAGGGGCCCUGUCGAGAGGCAGAUUGAUAUCAUUAUCGGUGGACCAACUACUGGCGGCAAUAGCUCAAUGGCAAGGAAGGCCUACGCCCACGACACAAUGGAAAAAUGCCCCCGACCCAAGUUCGAGCCCGAAAUCACCUUCGGGACCGAGGAGGUCGAGCGAUCCCACCACGACGAUGCUUUGGUGAUCUCCAUCAGGAUCGCCAACGCUCGGGUCAAAAGGGUAAUGGUCAACACUGGGAGCUCCACCGAUGUGCUAUACCUCGACACCUUCAAGAAGCUCAGCUUAACUAAUGAGGAUUUCACCCCCAUGAACUCGGAGCUCACCGGAUUCAUCGGAGAUUCCAUCUCCCCACUUGGGACCACCACCCUCCCUUUCACCAUUGGGGAAGAGCCAAGAGCCAAGACGAUAAUGGCUACCUUCACGAUAGUCGACCUACGCUCAACCUACAACAUCAUCCUCGGCCGCCCGACCCUCAACAAGCUGAAAGCAGUAGUUUCCACCUACCACCGGACCAUCAAAUUUCCAACUUUGGCAAGGGUUGGGGAAUCCCGAAGUGAUACGAGAGAAUCAAGGCAGUGCUACCUUACGGCGGUUACUCUCCUGGAGAGGUCACGCCCCCAUCAAGCCCCAGAUCCCUGUGAAGAAUGCAUGAUACCAACGCACUUGAAGCCCCCUGAGUAA
This is a messenger RNA of Musa acuminata AAA Group (dessert banana), 1161 nucleotides long. RefSeq lists its product as uncharacterized. Bases 1 to 1161 code for a protein of 386 amino acids. The record is from RefSeq and is a predicted model, not a curated record. The transcript has a single exon. Lineage: Eukaryota; Viridiplantae; Streptophyta; Magnoliopsida; Zingiberales; Musaceae.